Saccharomyces paradoxus is the source of this 2358-nucleotide messenger RNA. RefSeq lists its product as uncharacterized. Bases 1 to 2358 code for a protein of 785 amino acids. The record is from RefSeq and is a predicted model, not a curated record. The transcript has a single exon. Lineage: Eukaryota; Fungi; Ascomycota; Saccharomycetes; Saccharomycetales; Saccharomycetaceae.
AUGUUGUCUGCAAAGGCAUUCACGAAGCAUAUUUCGUUUGAUGAUCUGGCACCUUCCUUAAUUGAUGAUCAAGCAACAAUUAUCAAGAAUGACAGUCAUCAUGUUGGCUUGAAUAAUCAUUUCUUACAUAUACCUCCACAAUUUAAUCCUGUUUACAAAAACACUUUGACCGGUAGUCGAGGUUCUAAUGAACUUACAACUGACGAAAAUCUGGAUUCACCUGAAGACGAAGAAGCUUCUCCGCCACCCCAAGUAGAAACCCCAACAUCUUCAACAGGUGGAAUUCCUCACUUGUAUACUCAGAUGUUUUCACCUGUAGCACAUGAUCCCUCCAAAAACUAUCUGAGAUCGCCCAGCGUUGAAAGAAGUAGAAGUGAAUCUCCAAUGUUCAGGUCAAGGAGAAGAACUUCAGUGAGAUUACCUCCUCCUCCAAAAGUAUCCGUCCUAAAAAAAUCUCGAAAAGCUGCUGAUGAACAGGGUCCUAUUGAUGAUAUUGAUAUUGGUGACUUAGAUUUUGAGCUAGAAAGGAAAAUGACCAAAAUGACUGAAAGAAACACUCAAAAAAAUUCGGGAUCAAGGAAAGGCUAUACCCAAGCUGCCUUUGCGAAUCUUAACGAAGUAGAAGAUAGAAUUGAAACCAAGUCAAUGGUAGAUUUAUCCGAAAGCGAGAACAUGGAAGGCGCAAAGAAAAGAUCUAAAUCGUUUGCGGGGAUGACAGACGAAGAAUUGGCCAAGUUGGAAGAGUUUUAUAUAAGUAAAGGGAGGUCAAACAAGACUAAAAUAGAUCAAUUUGAUUUCGGCGAGCAAGUUCCAGUCUAUUUGAACACAACAGAAUCAAAAACAGAUUUGAACAACGUAACGGAUCCUUUGGCAGCAAUUUAUCCAUCAAGGCCUACCAUUGUUCAUAAUGCGAUUUCAAUGACUAUUGAUCACUCAAACUAUGAAGAUUAUGUUUCCAAGACAAAAGAUAGGCUCAAUUGCAAAGAGAAAGAUGAUGAUGUAGAUUUGAGAGUCGUUUCAUGUUAUAUAUCAGGUAGGAGAUAUACAUGGUCAUCCGUGGACUGGUACGUUGAAAAUUUGGCAAGAAAUGGAGAUCAUUUAGUCAUAAUUACGACAAUUCCUGAGUUUGAAGCCAAAAUUGAUACUCUGGCCUAUAAGGAGAAAAGAAAACACCGCUUAGAAAGAAUGGCCAGCAAUACUAGUGAAAGCAUGACCACAGCGUCACAUAGCCUUGUAGGUCCAGAUCCAUCGAGUCCAUUAUCAACCGGGAUAAGAAUAGAAGCUAUUCAUGAUGAGGCGAAGCAGACCUGUAGCAAUAUUUUAAAUUACUAUGCGAAAAGAUUGGCAACUAAAAUAGUUAGGAUUAGUAUUGAGAUGGUAAAAGAAGAUUCGACAAGAUCUGCCAUAAUAUGUGCGACCUCUCUGUAUAGGCCAAGUUUGCAAGUAAUCAGCACUGUUAGCGCCAACAUUCAAAUUAAAUUUAGAAAUGGGAAAGUAAAGCUACCAUUUUUUUUAAUGAAACACUUUGCCAUGCCAGCUUUUGUCGUACCAUUCGAAUUCAUCAAACCGGAACUUUUGAUAAAACCUAGAAUGGAUGAAAAUGAGGAAGAACACACCGAUGAUUUGAAAACUGAAGUAAGAAAGAAGGAAAGAUUGCAAUGGUUAAGUGCACUAAUUAGAAGAACCUUAGAAAACCCUUUCACCAAACACAAAGUGGUUGAUUCGGAUGAUGAAGAAAGUGAUAGUGAUGAGUCAGUAGCCUCUGUAAACGAGUACUUCCCAAUCUCACCGGAAAAAAAGGAAGAAAUGGAGUUCUUCGAUAAGAUGGGAUACGUUAGGCCAAAGCCGUCGAGACAAGUACUGUUGGAUGAUAACACCCUUAUGAAGUAUGACAGUUCUGGCCGAAAACUAACUCCUGUAGAGUCAAGAAACUCUAGGCGCAGCUCAAAGCGUAGUUCAAGAAUACAAUUCAAUAAUAACGGUAUUUAUAAAGUAAAGUCCAUGGUAGAUGACAUUUAUAACCACGACACUGCCGCUACACCCCAUAUUAAGACGGCGCUAAAAUGGGAAAAUGAGGAUCCAAAAACGAAGUUCACUUCACAUCCAAUGAGAAAAACAAAAUCCGCGGGGCUAUCACCCAGAACAUCCUCUACGUCAUCCUCUUUAGGACAGAAAAAAGCGCAUCACCACCAUCAUCAUCAUAACCACGUUUCAAGGACGAAAACCACCGAAAGCACCAAAUCAGGCAAUAGCAAAAAGGACAGUUCGUCAUCCUCAACAAACGAUCAUCAAUUUAAGAGGUCUGAAAAGAAGAAAAAAAGUAAAUUUGGCUCGAUCUUCAAAAAAGUGUUCGGUUGA